UUGGUAUACAGCCACACCUGUUUUGCCACCAGGACCUUCCAACUUCCCAGUUGGCUGUGUCUGUUGUUUAUUUAUUUAUUUACGUGCUCCUCUUCUAUCUCCAAGACAUGAUCCGGCGAGGAAGGGCCGAGGGGUGGUUGCGAGAACGCAUAGAGGGUCUGCCUCGAUGGGCCAAUUUCAAUGGCAUACGUUUCGCAGGGAUCAAGAUCGGUCCAUUGCCGGGCUUCGAGGAGAGGGGUUCAACUGUCAUAUCCAGUAGCAAACUGGUCAGCGGUGAGGCGGGCGCUUUGCUGACGGUCCCUAAAGAAUUGAUCCUGUCCCGUCAAAAUAUCGAAUUGUUUGCCAAAUCCGACCAUCAUCUCCGUGAACUUCUUCAAUCUCUCGACGAUUUCGGGAGGACCACCCGAGGCGCUGUGUUAAUCUUCCUUCUUUUGCAAGCUACCAUCUGCUGUCCCGAUGUUAGCAACGUAGGCGUUCAUAACCCACUCACGGAAUAUAUCAAGUUUCUGCCUGAUGAACUACUGCCGACAUUCUGGACUGAAGAAGAGAAGGAUCUUUUGGCCGGUACUACGCUUGAACCAGCAGUGCGAGCAAAGCUUAACAGCUUGCUUCGCGAAUUCGAAUCUGUCCGGACUGCUACAGCGGGUAUACGCUGGUGUGCACAGCACUGGUGGGAUGAAGACGUUGGUUUAGUGACAUUUGAUGAUUGGAUGAGACUCGAUGCCAUGUAUCGCUCAAGAGCACUGGAGUUUCCUGGUGUGGGUGAUGCUAUGGUGCCAGGUAUCGAUAUGGCGAACCAUGCUUCUGGUGAGGCUACUGCUGCGCUCUACGAGACGGAUGGCGACGGCAACGGGGUCCUGCUUCUUCGCGACGGCAAAGAGAUACAUCCAGGCGGAGAAGUGACUAUCACGUACGGAGAUGAGAAGGGGGCGUGUGAGAGUAUUUUCUCAUAUGGGUUUCUUGAGGACUCCCUGGACUCGGCAAAAGUCAUGUUCCUCGAUCUCAAAAUCCCAGAUGAUGAUCCAUUGGCGCCAGCCAAGGCAUACGUCAAUAAUGCAGCACCAGGCUUCCGGCUGUUUGACAAAGACGGCCGGAUUGAAUGGGAAAGCGAUUUCAUUUGGCUGGUGAUUAUCAACGAAGAAGAUGGGUUGGACUUUAAGGUCAAACAGACCAUAGAUGGCAAAAGGGAAGUGCAGUGUUUCUGGAACGAGCAAGAACUCGGCGGCGUACUCAAGCUGCAUGAGCAGCUCAAGGAAACUGCCUUUUGGGAUGUGUUUCAACUUCGCGCCACUGUUCUCGUACAGAAUCGGGUCGAGGAACAGAUAGAUGCGCUUCGGGCUACAGGCGACCCUGUUACUACUGCCACAGUUCGAUAUGGCCCACAGGAGCUCGCAAGCAAGCUCCGUGCACUAGAGCUAAGCAUGCUGCAGAAAGCAAUGAAGACUCUUGAUAACGAGAAAGCGAAACUGCUCGAUAGUGAAACGGUACAACGCUACCUCGGGCUCAUUGAAUCAGAGGAUGAAGGGGCGGAGCAAGAAGAGGUCGAUUUCACUUGAA
This is a messenger RNA of Periconia digitata, 1557 nucleotides long. Lineage: Eukaryota; Fungi; Ascomycota; Dothideomycetes; Pleosporales; Periconiaceae. The record is from the annotation of a GenBank genome assembly.